UGAAAAGAUUCUUCCUUAAAGUUGAUCAUUUUUUUUCUUACAUCUUAAGACACAACCUAGAUUCGAGCCAAUAUCAUAAGUAGUUAAACAUUUUAUUACUCAGACCUCGUAAAAGUAACAAACUGACACGUUUUUAUGUUCGUGGGAAAAAAACGACUUUAUAUCGAAGGAGUGCCUUUUGAUUUUGACGGCUUGCACAUGCGCAGUUAGACGCGAGACAACAGACCCGACGAAGUGUUUAGCUAGCCAACGUCACAAUGACGUCAUCUACAAGCGUGAUCGGGGAUUCUUUUUUAUUAUUGGAGAAUCAGUUUGUCUAUCUUCAUACUACUUAACUAUCUUCAUACUACUUAAGUUACUGUCUUUGGAGAAAAAAAUCCACUCUAGACGUUUCUUUUUAAACCUACUAUUUUAACGUUAGCCCGCCGCAAGUCAAUCCAAAAAGAGUGGAAACAGCGACGCCCAGUGGCUGCUGAAAGAAAGGUGUUAUUUAUCGAGGUCAGGGAAAAAAGCAAAGCCACACUUGCGCGGUAGGGGGAAAGAAGUGGAUGCGAUCGGGACAGUAGGGGAAGGGAAAGAGACGAGGUUUUUCAACAUAAAUGGAGGUUCAUCCGUAGCGGGAGAGAAGAGCAGCUGCAAAAAAAAAAUACAAGCAAAAUGGCGAAAGAGCAAGAGGUCGAACGCAUUGCUAAAACGCUGGACAAAAUGGUGCACAAGAAAAACACGGAUGGUGCCAUACAUCUGCUGAGGGAACUGAAGAGCAUGACGAUGUCUCUGGAGACUCUACAGAUGGUGCUGAGGGGAAGGCUGCGGAGGAGAAGAGGAGGGAGGCCUCUCCUCUGAGGUCCUCAACGUCCAAGGACAGUCCUGGAUCCAGCGACCAGAGCAAGAAACUGCCUGAGCCCCCUACGACCCCCACCACCCCUACGACCCCCACCACUCCAAAGUUCACCACCUUCCCCUCUGCCCCCGUCACCACUGACAGCGUACGCACCAAGUGCAGAGAGCUGCUGGUGGCUGCCCUGCAAACCGACGAUGACCACAAGACCAUUGGCGCAGACACGGAGAACUUGGCUGCUCAGAUUGAGGACUGUAUCUACCAGGAGUUUAAGUCUACAGACCAGAAGUACAAGUCCAGACUGAGGAGCCGUAUCUCCAACCUGAAGGACCAGAAGAACCCAGACCUCCGACGCAACUUCUGUUGAGGAGAAGAUAUUCUGGACUGCUAGUAGAAGAUCUGGCCUGGAUGAAGAAGGAAACCUGGACCUAAUUUUGUUACAACUGUAGACAUUUUUAUUUUAUUUUUUGUUGCUUUGUUUUGAUACCUUUUUUUUUUUUUUUUUACAUUUAACUCAUCAAUCUGUAGAAAAUAUUUUGUCAUUUUGAUUAAUAUCCUUUAUUUUUAAAUGACUAUUAAAUCACACUAGCCUUGGUG
Molecule: messenger RNA, 1435 nt
Organism: Salvelinus sp. IW2-2015
Lineage: Eukaryota; Metazoa; Chordata; Actinopteri; Salmoniformes; Salmonidae
Source: RefSeq, a predicted model, not a curated record